AUGGCCGGAACUCGCGUCGCAUGGAUUGGUCUCGGCAACAUCGGCCGGGGCAUGAGCACCAACAUCGCCCAGAAAGGCCCUCAAUCCUCACUGGUCCUGUACAACCGCACCACGGCGAAAGCAACAGCGCACGCCCAGACGCUAGGCGGCAAGGCGACUGUCGCAAACACACUGUCUGAAGCCGUGCAAGGCGGCGACCUGAUUUUCAGCUGCGUCGGCGACGACGCGGCCCUGAACCAGAUCGUCUCUACAAUCGUUGAUGACAAGUCCCUCGACCUCUCCACCAAAACUUUCAUCGACUGCUCAACCGUUCACCCGGACACCUCGCGCGCAACGGAAAAGGCCUUCGCCUCUCGUGGAGCGGCUUUCGUCGCAUGCCCCGUUUUCGGAGCUCCGAACAUGGCCGACGCAGGGCAGCUCAUCGUCGUGCCGGCGGGCAAACAGUCCGCGAUAAUUAAAGCACGACCCUUUUUCGACGGCGUAACCGCCAAAAAGACAAUCGACCUCUCCUCCGGCACAGGAUCCGACAUCGAUGUCAGCCGGGCACUGACCCUAAAGGUGUUGGGCAAUACAUUCAUCCUGAACACAGUCGGCGUGCUGGCCGAAACCCUCGUCGCAGCCGAAGCAUCAGGACUAGGCAUUGAGCCGAUGAAGGAAUGGAUUGAUGAGUUCGCCCCCGGGCCUUUUGCUAAGUAUGCGGACCGCAUGGUGAGUGGUGAUUACCAUCAGCGUGAGGAGCCGCUGUUCGCGGUUGAUCUGGCGCGGAAGGAUCUGAGGCAUGCGAAGAAUUUGGCAAAGCAGGGUGGGCAGCGUAUGCGGAAUGUUGAAGUUACGGAUCAUUUCUUGGAGAGUGUUAAGGAGAAGCGCGGGGAGAAGGGGGAUGUUGCGGCUGUUUACGGAGCGGCGAGGAAGGAGGCUGGCUUGAAGUUUGAGAACUAG
Molecule: messenger RNA, 939 nt
Organism: Penicillium lagena
Lineage: Eukaryota; Fungi; Ascomycota; Eurotiomycetes; Eurotiales; Aspergillaceae
Product: NAD(P)-dependent oxidoreductase
Exons: 2
Coding region: 1-939 (312 amino acids)
Molecular function (GO): NADP binding; oxidoreductase activity, acting on the CH-OH group of donors, NAD or NADP as acceptor; NAD binding
Source: RefSeq, a predicted model, not a curated record